Micromonas pusilla CCMP1545 is the source of this 331-nucleotide messenger RNA. RefSeq lists its product as uncharacterized. Lineage: Eukaryota; Viridiplantae; Chlorophyta; Mamiellophyceae; Mamiellales; Mamiellaceae. The transcript has a single exon. The record is from RefSeq and is a predicted model, not a curated record. Bases 1 to 231 code for a protein of 76 amino acids.
AUGCAGUACAUCCCGCGCGCGUCUCUUCCUCGCGAGGUCGCCGCCGCGCUUCGUUCCCCUCUCCGCGCUCACUCUUUGUUCUGGAACGUGAAGACGAUCCCGGAGCUUCCCGCCUCGGGCGCGUCUUCUUGCUUCCCGAAGCUCCGCUCCGCUUCCGUCCGCACCUCCCUCGACCCUUCCGCCGCGCCUUCCUUUUAUUAUUGUUAUAAGAUAUCAUAUUUCUCUCAAUAGCCUCACUAGACGAUAACACCCUCCCCGAUGUCGCCGCCGUUCAUAGAAUACCAAUCUUUAAACGCAAAUGAGACCAAAACAUACCAUCAUCCUCCUAUCG